Molecule: messenger RNA, 465 nt
Organism: Nicotiana tabacum (common tobacco)
Lineage: Eukaryota; Viridiplantae; Streptophyta; Magnoliopsida; Solanales; Solanaceae
Molecular function (GO): nucleic acid binding
Source: RefSeq, a predicted model, not a curated record
AUGGAGCAAUUGGAGGUCAUUAUGCGGCAAAUCGAACAGCCUUUAAAGUUUUGGAAGCCGGAUUUUUCUGGCCAACUCUCUUUAAAGAUGCUCGAGCAUAUGUUGCACAAUGUGACAGGUGUCAGAGAACAGGUUAAUAAGUUGGAAGAACUGAGAUUAGUAGCUUAUGAAAAUGCAAGAAUUUUCAAAGAAAAAACAAAAAUCUGGCAUGACAAUUUGAUCCGACAGAAAAGUUUUCAAGUGGGAGAUCAGGUACUUCUUUACAAUAGUCGACUCAGGCUAUUCCCAGGAAAGUUGAAAUCCAGGUGGACAGAUCCUUGUAAUGUUACAGAUGUAACUCCAUAUGGUACAAUUGAAAUUCAACAAAAUAAUGGCGGAGACAAGUUUAAGGUAAAUGGACACAGGCUAAAAAUGUACUUUGGAGGACAUUUUGAGCAAAAUCCAUCGGUCACUUUGAUAGAUUGA